Molecule: messenger RNA, 901 nt
Organism: Malus domestica (apple)
Lineage: Eukaryota; Viridiplantae; Streptophyta; Magnoliopsida; Rosales; Rosaceae
Source: RefSeq, a predicted model, not a curated record
CAUCCAAACCUUGUAGCUUUGCUUGGCUCUUGUGAGGAUGUAGAAGAAUAUUUCCUGGUCUAUGAACUGUGUCAAAAUGGGAACCUUCCGGAGUGGCUAUUGGGUAAAUUCCCAUUUCCAUUCGUGUAGAUUUUCUCAGGCGUUUUCAUCAUUUGGAAGGCCAAUUCAAUCAAAGCUGAUUGCAGGUAAAGAUAAAAAUCUACCAUGGAGAACGAGACUUGAGCUUGCGAUUGACAGCGCUAGGGGUCUUUGGUUUCUGCACACUUAUCCGGGAGGCUGCAUUGUUCACCGUGAUAUCAAGCCAACAAACAUUCUCAUUGAUGAAAACUUUCGAUCAAAACUGUCAGACUUCGGGUUAUCUAAAGUUAUGGACUUGGGACAGUCUUAUGUGAGCUCAGAAGUGAGAGGCACAUUCGGUUAUGUUGAUCCUGAGUACCGAAAGAAUCACCACGUAAAUGCUUCAGGAGAUGUCUACAGUUUUGGAAUAGUUUUUCUGCAACUUAUCUCAGGGCGCAGGGUUAUCAAUCUAAACUCAAACAAACCAAUGCCUCUUAGUAAAAUGGCAAGGGCUCUCACAACAGGAGGUGAUGUAACAGAAUUCGCAGAUCCCAAACUUAACGGGGAGUAUUCCGGUAGAAGCCUUUGACCUUGUGUUCAACCUAGCUUUGUCGUGCACAGGACUAAAGCUGCAGAGAAGCAUGGAGCAAGUGGUAUCAAAACUUGAAAGGGCACUUGAUACCUCAACCCGAAAACAGUCAGCUUCUUUUACCCUACCAAUCAAGCCUGGAAAUCGGAGAAACUCGAGCAGAUAGUUUUGUACAUUGAAACAAUCAUGAAUGAUUUAUUAGUGAUUUUAAAUGGAAAAAGAAUUACAAUACAUUGCAAUAUAACAAUGAUUUUG